AGACUUCCUCGUACUUGGGCCGAUUCACAUAAAAUCCCAACAACAGCAACAAACAACGACACUCCGAAAAGCAUUCGCCGGAAAAUGACGACACUAAACCUAAUCGCCAUCCGUGACGGCGAAAACAACGGCGGAUUUUACUCCCCUGCGAAAGAGAAAGCCUCCAUUAGAGGCCCUUAUCAACACCGCUUCCAUAUCUUCUGGCGUCUCCGUCGUAUCGCUAAGCUUAAGUUUUUCCUUCUCGUAUUUUGUGCGUUAUGCGGCGUCGUUCUGUUCUCCUCCCGGAUUUCGUCUUCCUUUGGCUGGAAUGUUCACUCGCCUUCUUCUGCUUUCUCUCCUUCUAGAGGUGGAUAUACAGUACUCAUGAACACAUGGAAGCGCAAUUCUCUUUUAAAGCAGUCUGUUGCUCAUUAUGCUUCAUGCCGUGGUACUGACGCGAUACAUGUGGUAUGGAGUGAGAGUGAUCGUCCCUCAGAUAGUUUAAAAACUUAUCUUAGAAAGAAAGUGAUGGCAAAGUCUCGCGCAGCUCUGAAACCCAACUUUAAGUUUGAUGUGAAUGAGGAGGAUAAUCUGAACAAUAGAUUCAAACCCAUUAAGGACCUGAGGACUGAUGCGAUCUUCUCUGUUGAUGAUGACGUCAUUGUGCCUUGUGAUGCACUAGACUUUGCUUUUACCACGUGGCAAACUGCUCCAUCAUCAAUGGUUGGAUUUGUUCCUCGCAUGCACUGGCUGAGCGAAAAGAAAGAUACCCAUGCAUCUUAUUAUUACGGAGGAUGGUGGUCGGUUUGGUGGACGGGCUCUUACAGUAUGGUUUUGUCCAAGGCAGCAUUUUUUCAUCGGAAGUACCUUGAUAUGUAUACCAAUCAGAUGCCAGCAUCCAUACGUGACUAUGUAACUAGAGAGAGGAACUGUGAAGAUAUUGCGAUGUCCUUGCUUGUUGCCAACGCCACAGCUGCUCCACCCAUUUGGGUCAAGGGGAAGAUACAUGAGAUUGGUUCUUACGGAAUAAGUAGUUUACAAGAUCACAGUAGCAAAAGACAUAAAUGCUUGAACGAUUUUGUUUCCCUCUAUGGUAAUAUUCCUCUCGUAUCAACUAACGUAAAAGCCGUGGAUGCGAGAAAUGAAUGGUUCUGGUAACUGAUUUUUUAACCUCAGCUCAAUUCAUCUGAUCUCUGUGUUUUGCUCAUAGGUUUUGGUUAAUAGUUCAAUUACCAUCGUUCAUACAUAAAAAGUCGGUAUCUUAGGUCUUGAUCAUAUUGUAUAAUGCUGUUGUAGUGUUGUGUAUAUUUGUAAUGUUGUCUUUGUUGUGCAAAUUAGGUCUACUUUUUCUUUAUGAACUUUGAUGAAAUCUCAUCAUUCCAUCAUUAUCUUCAUAGAUGAUAAUGGUUGGAUAGGUUGGUAAAAUCAUUGAAGCCGAAAAGCAUUACUUGGAGUGGCUUUCAUUAUUAGUUUUAUUACAUAUAUACAUUUGUGCAUAAUAUGUAAACAAACUCAUUAACUUUCAAUCAAUCAUUUAGGCUAUAUUCUAUUCGA
Spinacia oleracea (spinach) is the source of this 1533-nucleotide messenger RNA. Its product is annotated as glycosylinositol phosphorylceramide mannosyl transferase 1. Lineage: Eukaryota; Viridiplantae; Streptophyta; Magnoliopsida; Caryophyllales; Amaranthaceae. Gene Ontology annotation, cellular component: membrane. The record is from RefSeq and is a predicted model, not a curated record. The coding region runs from base 85 to 1137 and encodes 350 amino acids. Gene Ontology annotation, molecular function: glycosyltransferase activity. The transcript is spliced from 5 exons.